This is a messenger RNA of Caenorhabditis elegans, 404 nucleotides long. RefSeq names its product Small hydrophilic protein (gene F43G6.10). The record is from RefSeq and is marked reviewed. Lineage: Eukaryota; Metazoa; Nematoda; Chromadorea; Rhabditida; Rhabditidae.
UUCACAAUGGGCGGAUGCUUUUCCCGCAGAAACAAUGAGGUCGGACAACGACCAAAUCUCCAGCCGCCUCUGCCACCAGCACAAGUGGAACGAAUCGGGGAUCCUAUAGUUCGAGAUCCAGCCGAACCCGCCCAGCCCAUGUUCCUGCCACCUCGCCAGCCACCGGGUCAAGCACCAAAUCCACGAACAGUGGAAAUCAUUCACGAUGAACUUGAACAAGAGCCAGAAGCCGUCGGAGCCCCCGCCGCCGAAGAAGAACAGUUGGAUCAUCAACAGUAGAUCCACACAAGUCGGGAUUAUAUCUAAAUUUCGAUUAUUUCAAUUCCUUCCAAUCAUAUCAAUGUAUCGGCGUCUAUAUUUUCUAUUCGUAAACAUGAUUGUCUGUAAAAUAAAUCAAUGUAUUU